AUUUAGAAAUUUUUCAAUGUUCAUCUUUUUAUAAUGCAUUCUGAAUAAAAAUAAUAUAACUCUUAUAUACAUGUACGUUUGUUAUAGAUUAUUACAAAUUUUUAUAUGAAAAAUAUACUUAUUGACUAUAGAAUAAAUUUCAUAAAAAGAAAAUUUGAUUUAUGUGUGAGGAACAAUAUAUUUACAUAUUAUUAUUUUGAUAAUUUCGAAUUAAUUAAAAUUUUAUCUAUUUCUAUUUAAAAAAUUAAAGUAACGUGAACCGCAAAUAAUAUGCCACUCAUCGAUUUAUAUGUACUUUUUUUUUCAAUAAUAUAACUAUUCGAAUAUGAUGCAUGUAGAUAUACUUUAACUGCUAUUUGUUAUAGGUAAUUGACCACUUGGUAGUCCUAGCAACGCUAGUACUAUACAACAAACAGUGAUACUUGUCGGUUACGCUUGCGUGAAAUUUGCUUCAUCAAUAAUAAAUUUUAUUUGAUUUUAAAAAUAUUAAUGUUUCGAAUCGUAACAUUUAAUUCUUUUAAUAAUACAAUUGAAAUAGAAUCAGUUUAUUAACGAAAAAUUAAUUCCAUUUCUAUUUUUAUGACAUAUAUAAAAUAUUUUAUAAAUACGAAUUUUAUUUCAUAUUCUAAUUUUUAUAUUUUUUUUUAAUUGACAAUUAAAUACAACAACAAUGAAGUAACAAAUACUAAAAUGCAAAUAUCAGAUACAAGUUUCCAAUUCCAUUUCUGUCUAAAACUAAGCAUACAGACAAAUAUAUAAAUUAUUUUUUUCAUAUAAUAAUAUCAUUAUGAAUAAAAAUAUUUUAUGUGAAUUUUAAUAAUCUAAUUGAUCCUUUUAUAUUUUGAUUAAUUGCCUUUAUACAAAAAUUAAUGCAAUAUAUAGAUACAUAGUAUAUAAAUAUAAUUGCAUUAUAUAAUCUGACGAUUUUCUUAAACAUAUAUAUACUCUGACAAAAUUCUCUAAGAUUAGUUAUUAGAAUCUUAUAAACGAUUCUCUUCAAAGUUAUCAUUAUUGUUUAAUAUGAAUAUUCAGGAUAUAACGGAACCAAAAGAAGUGGAAGAAGUGUUCGUAUCUCAUUUGAAGGAGAAUAAAAUUUUCCAGAAACAACAACUAUGGACUGUUGGUUAUUCAUCGCUGAGCGGUCGUGGUAUGUUCGCCACUCGAGACAUCAAACAAAACGAAUUGAUCUUCAUCGAUGCACCUUUGAUAGUCGGACCAAAGUGCUUAAAUAAACAAACAAAAAUGUGCAUAUGUUGUUACAAGAAUGAAUGCCCGCUUUUUCCAUGCGAUAAAGGUUGCGGUUUGCCAGUUUGUUCCACUCAAUGUGAGAAUUCGCCGAACCAUGUGAACGAAUGUGAAUAUCUAAGGUCACUGAUACCGAUUUGUGGUACCGAUUGGUGCUUGAAUUUACUGUUAGCUAUGAUACCGAUUCGUGGUCUUUUUAUGACGAAAAUGCAGCGUAAAUGUUUGGCCACUCUUCAAUACAAUAAAAAUCUAUUUUCAAAGUAUGAGAUUGAAUUGCUCAAGAAAAAUGUGGUAAAUUCUCCAAGCGACGAAGAAAUAGAGAUAAUGGAACGCGUAUGCAGAGCUUUUAACACAAAUUCGUUUGAAACGAUUCGUGUUCAUGACAAAGACCAUUUUACAAAUUUACGAGGACUUUAUCCCCUGGGUUCAUUGCAAAACCAUUGUUGUAUACCGAAUACAAGACAUUAUUUCGAUGAAGAAUUUCGAUUAUAUGUUAGAGCUGCUCUUCCAAUUUCUGCUGGAGAGGAAAUCACUAUGUCCUACACAAGUUUAUUUUGGGAUACAACAUUGCGGCGGCAAUUUCUGAAUGUGACUAAAAAUUUUUCUUGCAUGUGUAAAAGAUGUAGUGAUCCUACGGAAUUUAAUUCCAAAUUAGGUGCACUUUUGUGUGCAUCUGAUAAAUGUUCUGGAGAAUUAUUACCAAAAAAUCCUCUUAAUAUGAGAACAUCUUGGAUUUGCAAUAAAUGUAGCAUAAUGAUAAAUCAUAGACAGAUAUGUUCGAUUCGAUCAGGUCUAGCUGCUAUCAUAGAGGAAGUUAUAGAUAAAACACCACGCGAGAUCUUUAAGUUUUUACAAAAAGAUCUUUCAAUUAUAGUUCCUCAGAGUAAUUAUCUUAUCAUGGAUGUGAAAUUUCGAAUCAUUUCAUAUUAUGGCAGAAGUAACGAUCUUCAAUGGAAAGAUUUAAGUGAUACUGAGUUGGAUAUCAAGGCAAAUUACUGCAAUGAUUUACUUUCUGUAUUAGAUAUUUUAAACAGUGGUGAUUCUACAAAAAAGGGUCUUAUUUUAUAUGAAUUAUAUUGCACAAAUCUUGAAAAAAUGAAACGAUUCGAACAAUCAGAUAUUCAGAAGAUUGAUGAAAAUCAACGUUUAUUAAAAGAAGUAAUUAAUAUAUUGCAAAAUGAUGCUAUUUCAGCUGUUACAUUCGAAUACGAUCAAAAAUAUUUUAAAAAAUAAAUUAUCGUGUGCAAAAAAUAUUGUCGAUAAUAUAAAAUUUAUUUAUAUUAUAUAUAUAUAUAAUUUAUUAAAAGAAGUAAUUAAUAUAUUGCAAAAUGAUGCUAUUUCAGCUGUUAGAUUCAAAAAUAUUUUAAAAAAUAAAUUAUUGUGUACAAAAAAUAUUAUCGAUAAUAUAAAAUUUAGUUAUAUUAUAUAUAAUUGUGUAAUUGAAAAAUUUAAAAGAAUAAAAAUAAUGUAUAAUCUUUAAAAUCAAAAAA
Molecule: messenger RNA, 2735 nt
Organism: Apis cerana (Asiatic honeybee)
Lineage: Eukaryota; Metazoa; Arthropoda; Insecta; Hymenoptera; Apidae
Product: SET domain-containing protein SmydA-8
Molecular function (GO): protein binding
Source: RefSeq, a predicted model, not a curated record